AUGUCCGUGCCAAUAGACCCUGAAAGUAAGCUUUAUGGCGAACACUGGUAUGCCGAGCUUGAUCUUUCAGGAGCCUACAGCAGCUUUGACCACGCCUUCGAUCCUAUAGAGGAUGGCACUGACCUUAAUAAAAAGGCAAGAUUCGCUGCCAAGACCAUAAUCCUUAUUAGGGCUGGCCUUUUCAAAGUCAAGAUCUCAAAAACGAAUAAUACAACUAAAACCAGAUCCUACUGCCAUCUUAUAGGUCCGUACAAGGAGGAACCUACCGUUGAUGAGGGGACAAGAAAGAUGCUGGAACAUCUGGGAAAAGAGGUCGAAGCACCGUCAUCUGCUCUAGACUUACUUGAAGCAUACUGGCGCCGCCUCCGGGAAUGGCACGCCGAUGCAAGUUUAUCUGACCAACAACAACGUUCGUCUCGCGAAGACACCCCUGCACCCCCUGGAGCACCUCGAAUGGGGUGUCUUGAUGAUAAUGAUGUCCCGGAGGGGGAGAUGGGUAACUUCUGGUAA
Messenger RNA from Aspergillus bombycis, 510 nucleotides. RefSeq lists its product as uncharacterized. NCBI's taxonomy places the organism in Eukaryota, Fungi, Ascomycota, Eurotiomycetes, Eurotiales, Aspergillaceae. The coding region runs from base 1 to 510 and encodes 169 amino acids. The transcript has a single exon. The record is from RefSeq and is a predicted model, not a curated record.